Suricata suricatta (meerkat) is the source of this 5219-nucleotide messenger RNA. RefSeq names its product KN motif and ankyrin repeat domains 1 (gene KANK1). Gene Ontology annotation, molecular function: protein binding. The transcript has 12 exons. Gene Ontology annotation, cellular component: cytoplasm; cytoskeleton. Gene Ontology annotation, biological process: negative regulation of actin filament polymerization. The coding region runs from base 80 to 4237 and encodes 1385 amino acids. The record is from RefSeq and is a predicted model, not a curated record. NCBI's taxonomy places the organism in Eukaryota, Metazoa, Chordata, Mammalia, Carnivora, Herpestidae.
AUUGCGCUUGGGAACUUGAUGCAUACAAUUUGCAUGAUUCCUCACUCCUUUCUGGAUCUGUCAUUGGAUUCCAGCCAGCAUGGCUCACCCCACAAAGGUUAACGGCUGUGUCUCAGGAAAAACAGAUGAUGUUCUGAAUGGAGAUCCUGACAAGGACCAGAAAGAUCCUUACUUUGUGGAGACCCCCUACGGUUAUCAGCUUGACUUAGAUUUCCUCAAGUACGUGGAUGACAUACAGAAAGGAAACACCAUCAAGAAACUCAACAUCCAGAAGAGGCGGAAGGCGUCCGCGCCAUGCCCAGAGAGCAGGGCCGCGCCUGGGCAGCAGGCUGUGUGGACUUCCGCAGAAUCCCUCUCAUCCUCCAACAGUGACGACAGCAAGCAGUGUCCUCACUUCCUGCCAGCCGGAAGCCACCUUACAUCGACUCCCAUCCCAAGGCCACCUGCCCCUCUGGAGACCCCACCCCCUUUUCUCACCAUCCCAGAAAGCCGACAGCUGCCACCGCCCUCCCCUCAACUCCCAAGGCACAACCUUCAUGUCACCAAGACGCUGAUGGAGACCCGGAGAAGACUGGAGCAGGAGAGAGUCGCUAUGCAGGUGGCCCCGGGUGAGUUCCGACGGCCCAGACUGGCCAGCUUUGGAGGCACGGGCUCCACAGGCUCGCUCACCUCCUUCAUGGGUUCUGGAAACCACAAUGCUGCCACGCACCCACUUCAGAAUGGAUACCAAGGCAACGGAGAGUACAGUGGCUAUGCCCCAGCCCUGGCCACCACGUCCUCCAUGGGCAGCUCCAUCCGCCACAGCCCCCUGAGCUCAGGGAUCUCCACGCCGGUGACCAACGUGAGCCCCGUGCACCUGCAGCACAUCCGGGAGCAGAUGGCGAUUGCCCUGAAGCGCCUGAAGGAGCUGGAGGAGCAGGUGCGCACCAUCCCCGUGCUCCAGGUGAAGAUCUCCGUCUUGCAAGAGGAGAAGAGACAGUUGGCCUCGCAGCUGAAACACCAGAGGGCGGCAGCCCAGAGCGAUGUGUGCGGCAUGCGGCCCCGGUCCUACAGUGCCGGGAACGCGUCGCAGCUGGAGCAGCUCUCCAGGCCCCGGCGCGGCCUCGGCGGCGAACUGUACAUCGACUACGAGGAGGAGGAGAUGGAGCGCGUGGAGCAGAGCGCACAGAGCAUCAACGAGUUCCGACGGCUCGCGGCCGACAUGCAGGCGCUGGAGCGGAAGAUCCAGGACGGCGGCUGCGAGGCCACCUCGGGCCCCGGGGAGGACGCGGGGCGCCGGUCCGUGGCCGUGGGCGCCGACGAGGCCAUGGACCGCGUGGUCGUGUACCGCAGGGGCUCUGCCUCCCAGAAGGACGCCGCCGUCGGGCCGACCCCCGAGACUAGGAGCUGUGGCGUCAGUGUGACGGAGACCAUGCUUGGCGUGACCACGGAAGCAGACAAGGAAAUCGAGCUGCAGCAGCAGACCAUCGAAGCCUUGAAGGAAAAGAUCUUCCGCCUGGAAGUGCAGCUGAAGGAAACCGCCCAUGACCACGAGAUGACUAAACUCAAGCAAGAGCUGCAGGCCGCCGGGUCGAGGAAGAAGGCGGACAAGGCCGUGACAGCCCAGCCACCUGUUCUCAGCAAGAUGGUGGAGGCGGUGGUGGCCACCAGAGACCAGAUGUCCGGCCACCACGUGGACCUGGCGGAUGCGUGUGUCGGGAGCUCCGUGCAGACGCGCAGCCUGGGCAUUUCCUGCCUGCCCCCGUGUGAGAGCAGGCUCGCAGGGCCUGAGCUGCCCAUGAAUUGCUGGAUUGUCAAGGAAAGGGUGGAAACGCGUGACCAGGGCACGGGGCGGUCCAUGGAGAUGUGCGACAAGAGCGUGGGUGUGGAAAUCAGCGUCUGCGAAACGGGCAGCAACACGGAGGAGUCCGUUGGCGAUCUCUCGCUCCUCAAGACCCACCUGAAUCUCAAGGAAGGGCGCUCCAUCGGUUGUGGGGACUGUUCCGUUGAUGUGACUGUCUGUCCCCCGAAGGAGUGCACAUCCCGGAGCGUAAACACAGAGGCCGCUGGCCAGGUGGAGGCCGCUGUCAUGGCGGUGCCCCCUACCACCAGCCGCCACACCAGUACGGUCUGGGAGCAGGUGGACCAGUGCACCAACACCGAGGUGGUGACCCUUGUGGAAGCCUGCACCAACACUUCUCUCAGCACUUUGGACAAGCAGACCAGCACCCAGACCGUGGAGAUGCGGACGGUGGCUAUUGGAGAAGGCCGCGUGAAGGAUGUCAACUCCUCCACCAAGACGAGGUCCAUCGGAGUUGGAACCGUGCUCUCGGGCAGUUCUGGGGUUGACAGGCCAGCAGCUGUGAAAACCAAAGAGUCAGGCGUGGGGCAGAUAAAUAUUAACGACAACUAUCUGGUUGGUCUCAAAAUGAGGACCAUCGCUUGUGGCCCUCCGCAGUUGACUUUGGGGCUGGCAGCCAGCAGGAGGAGUGUCGGGGUCGGGGAUGAGCCUGUGGGAGAGUCCGAGGAGAGCCCCCCGCCCCAGGCUCCUGCUGGGAUGGUGACCGGCUUGGAUCACUACAUUGAGCGCGUCCAGAAGUUGCUGGCGGAGCAGCAGACGCUGCUGGCUGAGAACUACAGCGAACUGGCGGAAGCUUUCGGGGAGCCCCACUCGCAGAUCGGCUCUCUGAACUCGCAGCUUAUCAGCACCCUGUCGUCGAUCAACUCAGUCAUGAAGUCUGCCAGUACGGAGGAGCUGAGGCACCCUGACUUCCCAAGGAUGAGUCCGGGUAAAGUACCAGGCGGGAGUCUGGAACAGCCCUGUAUGUGCCGAGGCCUCCAGUCCGCAGGACCGGUCAGCACCCAGGCAUCCCGGCAUGAGCAAGAAGUGGGGACCUCGGAAGGGAGACCCCUCGGCGGCCAGGACGGCUUCCCCUCUCAGGAAAGCACGCUGUCCCCUGUGAACCUGACAGACGACCAGAUAGCCGCCGGCCUCUACGUAGGUGCCAACAACGAAAGCACGCUGAAGUCGAUCAUGAAGAAGAAGGAUGGCCACAGAGAUUCAAAUGGAGCAAAGAAGAAUCUGCAGUUUGUUGGCAUUAACGGAGGGUAUGAAACAACUUCCAGUGAUGAUUCCAGCUCGGAUGAAAGCUCUUCCUCCGAGUCAGAUGACGAGUGUGACGUCCUCGAGUAUCCUCCUGAGGAAGAGGAGGAGGAAGAGGAGGACGAAGACACUCGGGGAAUGGCGGAGGGGCACCAUGCAGUUAAUAUGGAAGGUUUCACGUCCGCCAGGGUGGAAGAUGAAAUGCAGGUUCCAGAAUGUGAACCUGAGAAGGUGGAAAUCAGAGAGAGGUAUGAAUUAAGUGAAAAGAUGUUAUCUGCCUGCAACUUACUGAAAAAUAACCUAAAUGACCCCAAAGCUUUGACCAGCAAGGACAUGCGCUUCUGUCUGAACACCCUGCAGCACGAGUGGUUCCGCGUGUCCAGCCAGAAGUCCGCCUGUCCGGCCAUGGUCGGGGAUUACAUAGCUGCCUUCGAGGCCAUUUCCCCGGACGUCCUGCGCCACAUCAUCAACAUGGCCGACGGCAAUGGCAACACGGCCCUCCAUUACAGCGUGUCACACUCCAACUUCGAGAUCGUGAAGCUGCUCCUGGACGCUGACGUGUGUAACGUGGACCACCAGAACAAGGCGGGGUACACCCCCAUCAUGCUGGCAGCCCUUGCCGCGGUGGAAGCAGAGAAGGACAUGCGAGUUGUGGAAGAACUCUUCGGCUGCGGGGACGUGAACGCCAAAGCCAGCCAGGCGGGACAGACGGCCCUCAUGCUGGCCGUGAGCCACGGGCGGAUCGACAUGGUGAAGGGCCUGCUGGCCUGCGGGGCCGACGUCAACAUCCAGGACGACGAGGGCUCCACCGCCCUCAUGUGCGCCAGCGAGCACGGGCACGUGGAGAUCGUCAAGCUGCUGCUGGCCCAGCCGGGCUGCAACGGCCACCUGGAGGACAACGACGGCAGCACCGCGCUCUCCAUAGCCCUGGAGGCGGGACACAAGGACAUCGCCGUCCUCCUGUACGCCCACGUCAACUUCGCCAAGGCUCAGUCUCCGAGACUGAGCAACAGCCUGUGGUCCCAGAGCCCACUCGUAGCGGGACAGGGACUUCCCAGGACAGCUGGACAGCUGCUCAGAGAGCUCCUGCAGGGCACCCCUAGGCUUGGAAGGAAGACAUCUCCUGGCCCCACCCACCGAAGUUCAUUUGACUGAUUAUACACAGAUAGCCGUCCAUUUACAUGCCACCACUAAGCUGCUAAUUGUUCCUGUUGGGGUGACAGAUACUGAAUGUAUGCAUAUUGUGCCUGAGCUCCCCAGCAAACAGAACGGGUCAGCCAGGGCCGAAGCCUGGAGCUGCACAGGGGUGGCCCAGCCAGCGCCCCCGCCCCGGCAUGGGCCGCCUCCCUCCUGGCCGCCGUCCCUGUGCGCCGGGCGCGCCCACCCCAUCUCUGUUGCUGUCGAGUCGCUACUCCGUUAUGUACAGUCGUAGGAUACGGUGACGUGACCUGACCGGGCAGCCUCCGCCUUCUCUCCCGCCCUCGCCGCUGCCGAGAAGCGUCAGGUUUCCAGUGGCCCAGCGUUUUUACAGUUGUCCCCAAGGACUUAUAUUUACUCAGCGUGGAGCCUUUGGAAAGCUCUUUGAGAAUUCCAUUCCGGGAUGGUUUUGUUGAUUUUCCUUCUGUCUUUACUCUUCUCAAGUGAGGGACUUGAGAUGACUGAUCAUCAGCACCUUGGGCCUGGCCUGGUAGAUUUCCGGUUUAAAAAUAAAUGACCGAACUCUCGAAAAGUAUAAAACUUAACGAACAGAAAGCUUUUCAGGUGGGUUUAUCUGGGUGGGUGUAUUAUAUGACUUUUUAUAUAAAAGGCAUCUCUAUAAAAUUGACACAGUAUUUUCAACUUUUAUAUUCCAUAGUCAUUGAGACAUGAAGAACUACAUGUGAUGUUACCAUGUUUUUAUUAAUAAUCGCACAAAUCCACACCUAAUGACAAAGGUCGAAUCAUGUUAGAGGACUUGGCUUUAUAUCUGUCUCUAGAGAAACCUAGUGUAGUUCUCCACGUAUUUAUGGAUUCCUUGAUACCGUGUCACAUUUACUUCGGUCUUAAAUGUAUUUAAAUGUUUGAAGUGCCUUAGACUCUUGCCAUAUUUUCAAAAUAAAAUUCCAUGAAGCGCUCUCGCUUGUCCCGCUUCAUCUGA